Molecule: messenger RNA, 1682 nt
Organism: Vicugna pacos (alpaca)
Lineage: Eukaryota; Metazoa; Chordata; Mammalia; Artiodactyla; Camelidae
Source: RefSeq, a predicted model, not a curated record
UAUUAAUAUUUUGAUUUUUGAUCUUUUCAAAUUUUUUAGGUAUUGCUGGAUGCUGUGCCAAAACAACAGUUGCUCCUUUGGAUCGAGUAAAGGUUUUAUUACAAGCUCACAAUCACCAUUACAAACAUUUGGGAGUAUUUUCUGCAUUGCGUGCUGUUCCCCAAAAGGAGGGAUACCUUGGAUUGUAUAAAGGGAAUGGUGCAAUGAUGAUUCGAAUCUUUCCCUAUGGUGCAAUCCAGUUUAUGGCAUUUGAGCAUUAUAAAACGUUAAUUACCACAAAGCUGGGAAUUUCUGGUCACGUGCACAGAUUGAUGGCUGGAUCCAUGGCAGGUAUGACAGCAGUUAUCUGUACUUACCCUCUUGACAUGGUUAGAGUACGCCUAGCAUUCCAGGUGAAAGGGGAACACACUUAUAAAGGAAUUAUUCAUGCAUUCACAACAAUUUAUGCAAAGGAAGGUGGUUUCCUUGGAUUUUACAGAGGCCUGAUGCCUACUAUAUUAGGAAUGGCUCCAUAUGCAGGUGUUUCAUUUUUUACUUUUGGUACCUUAAAGAGUGUUGGGCUUUCUCAUGCUCCUACCCUUCUUGGCAGACCUUCAUCAGACAAUCCUAAUGUCUUAGUUUUGAAAACUCACAUAAACUUAAUUUGUGGUGGUGUUGCUGGAGCAAUAGCACAGACAAUAUCCUACCCAUUUGAUGUAACUCGUCGGCGAAUGCAAUUAGGAACUGUUCUUCCCGAAUUUGAAAAGUGCCUUACCAUGAGGGAGACUUUGAAGUAUGUCUAUGGACACCAUGGAAUUCGAAAAGGAUUAUAUCGUGGUUUAUCUCUUAAUUACAUUCGCUGCGUUCCUUCUCAAGCAGUGGCUUUUACAACUUAUGAACUCAUGAAGCAGUUUUUUCACCUCAAUUAAAAAAAAUCAUGAUUCCUUUUCCUUAAUAAACUCUCAGAGGGAGAAAUAACAUGUUAAUUUGGGGGAGACCAUUACUUGAAAGGGGAUAUUUUACCCUGUCACAGGAACCACUGGUAUUUUAGUACUUGAUUUUUUUUAUUCAUCACAAAUCAAAAGUGCUUACUAUUUGAUGCCAAAAGUUGUAUCUUAGAACAUUGCAAAAAAAUUCCUGAGCUGAUGCUGGCUAAUCAGUAAGGUUAUUUGAAACCAUUUUAAAGUGUUAUUUGGAAGUAGAACUAACAUAAAAUGGGAUUCAAGGGGUUGCCAUUAGUUUUAUCAUGCUUUUCCAAGCUUUUAAUUGCAAUCAUGAUUUUCAAAGACUAACAUUGGUUAUUGUUAUUAUUAUAAACAGGCUUAGUUAUAUUGUAGCAGAAUGAUGAGAACUGAAAAUUUAAGUAAUAUAAAACAUAGCUUAGAAGCCAGCAUUGAAGUAUUAUUCUUAACUAUCUCUCUUCUCAUAAUUCUGCUCCACUGGAUAAUAGGAUAAACAGUUUUUCUCUUCAUUUUUUUAAUAAAGUAAAUGUUGUAUUUAAAAAGUAGCUAUGUAUAGACUCAGUAAGUCAGGAAUUUUCAGAUAUUGCUCAAAUGUUAUUACAAGUUUCUAUGAGUGAUUUAAAAGUAUUUUUAAAAGUCAGUGUAUUUCCCAAAAGCAGUAAUAAUAAAUACAGAAUAUCUUUGUUCUCAAAACAGAUUCAUAUUAUAGAUUUGUUUUUGUUAGGUAAUUUGGUGUAUAGU